AUGUCAAAGGUAGGCGCUGCCCUUGGCCUUCGAUUCCAUGCACUCGCCGGCGAUUCGGAAUUGUGGAAACGACGAUAUUUUGCAAAAUGGGUACUACCUCGAGCACGCUCUGUUCCGCAAUCGAAACAUUUGAAACUUGCAUCAACCGGAACAGUUUAUUCACCGCGGGUAUCGAAAUGGCUCGGUCAUAGUCACCUUGCGACGGAGGGCGGUAACUCCAUACAUUGGAAAACGCAGUAUCGACUGCGACACAACUGGUCUAAAGGGACAUGUCGACUUGAUGAACUGGAGGUUUCGCGCCCACCACUGCCUCAGAUAUUGAUAAAGCUAUACUCUGGCGUCGUCAUCACUGCGGAUAAGGAGCAUGGGCUGCGAGCUUGGUCUACAAAAAGCCCUAAGAAACAGCUAACAGAGCUACCGUUUCCGAAAGACGAUGACACACCUACAGCUCUUUAUCUGACGAAGGGCUCUUCUUCCACUACUUCCUCGUCUAUUGAGAUUACGGUUGGCUUUGAUGACGGUCAUUUUAGUGUCUACAAUCUAGAUGUGGCACAGAGAGAAUUCACGAUCCGCUUCUCGCAAAAGUCCACGACUGAUGGCACUAUAACUGCGAUAGCUUCGGCUCCUCCGUAUCUCCUCACAAUAUCGGAUCAUAAGAAUUUCAAUUUAUAUAAGAUACCGCCUCAUGUUGCUCAACAUGAAGAACCAUCACCUCCUGAUCAGCUUCGUUUACUAGCGUCGUUGGAAUCCAAUAAUACAUUCGCGCCAAUGUCACUUUCACUGAGAUGUUCGGCUUCCGGUGUCAUAGCAUCAAUAGCAUACAGCUUCUUUCACCUCAGCAAUGGCUGGACCAUUGGGAUACAGGAGCUACGAUUCAACAGGGACGGAGAACAUAUUACCUCGCGCUUAGCUACCACGGUUGCAGUGCAGCCAAAAGCUGGCGAUACUGGACUUAAUGGCCAUCCAAUAGACUCCAGCGGCAAACCCAACACUAACACUCGUGGAUUUGCGAAUCUCGUCUCGACGGAUUCUAUACAGCACAAAGAAGCCCCGACAUCUUUAUCAUACUCUCACCCUUUUCUGCUCACGUCUCACAGCGACAACACCUUAACGAUGUACCUUGUCUUCUCGUCAGCGGACAAACUUGUUAUUCGAGAUAGUCGGCGUCUUUGGGGUCAUACAUCGUCGGUGUCAAGUGUGCAAGUCGGCGACCGAGGCAAAGCCGUAUCCGUCAGUCCCCGGGGGAACGAGAUUCGGAUAUGGGAAUUGGAGUCUGCAAUAUCCUCUUCAUCCUCGUUUGGUUCUUUCUCCUCGCCUCUCAGUUCCCGUAGUCGAAGUAUGAAGGGCGAGUCCAGUGUGCAGAUCCACUAUGAGCAGCCAUCCUCCACGCCGAGUUUUUCACUAAAUACGACUUCCGGGGCCAAAGACUGGGGUCGCCGUGUCUCCUACCAGAGAGACCUGGAUGAGAUUUCGCCGCCGUCUACGAGGGAUGUAGACGGAUGGGUCGGAUUCGAUGAAGAGCAAGUUGUUGUCUUGCGUCAACGGGGGCUGAGAGCACAAUUUCUGGAAUGUUACGAUUUUACGUAGAUGGUUUUCCCUUCUUUGUGGUAUAAACUCUUUUUACUGUCCAUAUAUAUGUCUCCCACAAAUUAGAAGAUCAUAUACUAUC
Messenger RNA from Talaromyces stipitatus ATCC 10500, 1669 nucleotides. Its product is annotated as WD domain protein. The transcript is spliced from 2 exons. The record is from RefSeq and is a predicted model, not a curated record. Bases 1 to 1587 code for a protein of 528 amino acids. NCBI's taxonomy places the organism in Eukaryota, Fungi, Ascomycota, Eurotiomycetes, Eurotiales, Trichocomaceae. Gene Ontology annotation, molecular function: protein binding.